This is a messenger RNA of Pelobates cultripes (western spadefoot toad), 28893 nucleotides long. Lineage: Eukaryota; Metazoa; Chordata; Amphibia; Anura; Pelobatidae. The record is from the annotation of a GenBank genome assembly.
AUGGCUGUUUGGAGAAAUGUGGUAAGUUCCCUCUGUUACAUUGCAAUGUACUCUAUCUGCUUCAAGCACCUACUGGAGUUCAUUUGACCUGCAGUGGGUAAAGAGUAGAACCUAAAUCUUUUGAGCUACAACUACUCUCAAGCUUUCAUUACUUUAAAACUGGCAAAGCCUCAUGGGAGCUGUAAUUUAGCAACCACAUUAAUUGCUUCAACUCUGUUUUAAGCAGUAACAAUUUUAACUUAUUUCUCAUUCAAGUGAGUUGUCUUCAUUCAUAUGGGGGGAAAAAAUCUAGUCAAAAGUGAUUUUUAUAUUCAUGGUUUUUAGACCUAGCUCUUUACUUUCAAAAAGCUAUGUAAAUCGCAUUACACUGGGUCCUGCACCAGUAGUCUGUAGGAAACUGUAACCAGACAUGAUGGUUGUUAUAAUUAGGUUAUUGUAGUCCUCCCCACAUGUAGGAUAGAUAUUGAUCACAUCCCUGUUUAGUCCACAUAAACUACAGCUGUAACCAUGUUUUGUUUGUGAUUUUAUGCAGAUCACAAUGGCGUUGUAUUAAUUGCUUAAACGAACGCUAUAUAGUGUCAGGAACCCAAGGCAUUCCUAAAAAACUAUAGUGUUAAAAUGACUGUUUAGAUACUUGGGCCCCCUCUUUACUUUUAAAAAGGUGAGUUUUCUUACUCCCCCACACCCCCCCGCCUCCACGGCUGAAUCGAAUGAAAUUUGAUUUCUGCCAUUGCAAUGCUCUCCCUUGGGAAAGCUUUGGGGUGCUAUUGUGCAUGUGCUGCAAAAUGCCACUCUGUGCCAAUCAGCAUCUCCUUGUACAUUGUGUUAAUGCAUUUCUAUGGAGUACAUUCAGCUUCUCCAUGCAGAGAUCCUGAAAAGGCAGUGUUGGCAUUUAAAAGCCUGCAAGGACAUGCUAUAGACACAGAACUAUAUUAGGCUCCGUCCCUUUAAAGUUGUUAUCCAAUGUACUAUGGAUUUGUUUGUCAUUAUAUAUAUAUAUAUAUAUAUAUAUAUAUAUAUAUAUUUUUUAUUUUUUUAUUUUUAUUUUUUAGCUGUUGGCUAACAACACUAGUUUACAUUUUUAGAGAAUGGUCAUUGGGUUUUAUACAUUUACUUAUUUUCCAAGUUAUGUUUCAGUAUAACAACAACAAACUGCUGUUGUUGGAUUGUCUAGAGGGCGCUUGUCCCAUACCUUAGUCCAGGGCUGCUUAAAACGCACAUCCCUAGAUGUUUUAAAACUACAGCUUCCAUGAUGCUUUUGUCAUUCUAAAGGCAUGCAAAGCAUCAUGGGAGUUGUAGUUCUGCAACAUCUAAGGAUCUACUGUUCGGGCACUCUUGCGUUAGUUUAAUAUAAAUGAGGAAUUACCCCCCUCUUGGCUGCAUUGAUUCUACUUCCACAUUAUCACUAUUGUCCAUGUUGAUUGAAAUUGACACACUGAUGAUAAUAAUACAGAAUUGCUAAUUCAAUGUUAUCAGUGCAUCUGUGAUGCAUUAACAGAGGGACAAACUUUUUUUUAAUUAUAUUUUUUUUGCUACACGUGCAAAUCUCAUUUCUUUAGCUCCCUCUGGAAGUGGACAAUCACAUCGCUGGUGAGAUGGUGGCACUCAAAAACAGAAUACGAAGACAACCUCUUGAUGAGAUUGGUAACUGCGCUGUGGUUCCAGUUGGCAAACCAGUGGCUGUGGUAUAUAUUCACUUCACUAGCUUUAUUAACUCUGGGUACCUUAGGCCUACCAACUAUAUCUAGUUGUUUUUUCCUUCUGUAGAACAAACUACCAGCCAAAACUAAGCGACAUGGAGUUGCUAAAGUCACUGCACCAGCAAAAAUAAAAUUGCCUCCUGUACCAAAGACAGAGGUAAGAUUUUUUUUUUUUUCCUUCCAAAAAUGUAUACUAAUGAUGUUUAACAAAUACAUGUUGAUGUAUAUUUUGUUUCAUUGAAAGAAUAUUAAAAUGCAAUGUUGAAAGUCUCUGGACACCAUCUAAUAACCAUGCAAGAAGAUGUCAUUUUGUCUAAAUGCAGAAAAAUCCCAGACCCUAGCUCUGGCCAAUAUAACUUUAAACUCAUCUCAGUUUUUGAUAAUUGUAUUAGACAAACUUAUAUUUAGUGGGGGGGGCUACAAUCUCAAUUGGUGGGCGUGUGUGCGCAUCUUAGGUCCUAACUUAAAGGGCUAUCUUCGCAAUGCAUUAAAAAAUGUAAUCAUAGACUGUGUAAUAACUUCACAUCAGGUAGGUGAAUAAUUUCUCACUAAUGCCUCCACAUGGAGGAAAACUUAACAUUGUAGUAUGGUUUAUUUAUUUUUUAUGACCUAUUCCUUGUGAUAAAGAAUCCUAUUCCUACACCCAUGGAUUUAUCUGUGAAAGAGGAAGAGUUUUGUCAGGCUUUUUCUGAAGCUCUGAAUGUAGAAGAUGUUGAUGCUGAAGAUAUUGGAAACCCUCAGCUGUGCAGUGACUAUGUGAAGGAUAUCUACACUUACCUGAGGCAACUGGAGGUGAGUACAAGUAUUAACAGAGUAUUGAUAGUGUGCCCUGGAUACAUAGUGAAUUAAAUGCCUUCCUUCCCAAGGUCCAGCAGUCUGUGCGCCAGAACUACAUGAAGGGAAUGGAGGUGAAUGAACGUAUGAGGACUAUCUUGGUUGACUGGCUAAUUCAGGUCCAUACAAAGUUUUCCUUGCUGCAGGAGACUCUCUACAUGGCAAUUGCAAUUAUGGACAGGUUCUUGCAGGUAAGUAUCCCUGUAAUGUUCCCAGUUACUAAAAGGGUUAAGUUGCAGUGAUUAGGUGCUUCUGGAUAAUAUCGAGUUAAGGGGAAACUAUGCAUAAUGACUGUUGUACAAGACUUGACAUUUUACUUUUCUAUGCUACUGAAUGUGGCUAUAGUAUACCCACACCACAUACAGUGUUUUUGUCACUGGAAUGAAUGGGUAACUUUUGCUAGUUUAUUGAAUGAUUUUAUAAAAAUACACAGAAUACCUAAGUGUGUAUUCUUUUCUCUAAUGGUAAAAAUUCUAGGACUGGGAGUUCAGCAUUAAAGGGACAUUAUAGUCACCUGAACAACUUUAGCUUAAUGAAGCAGUUUUGGUGUAUAGAACAUGCCCCUGCAGCCUCACUGCUCAAUCCUCUGCCAUUUAGGAGUUAAAUCCCUUUGUUUAUGAACCCUAGUCACACCUCCCUGCAUGUGACUUGCACAGCCUUCCAUAAACACUUCCUGUAAAGAGAGCCCUAUUUAGGCUUUCUUUAUUGCAAGUUCUGUUUAAUUAAGAUUUUCUUAUCCCCAUUGUUCAUUGUUAAUAGCUUGCUAGACCAUGCAAGAGCCUCCUGUAUGUGAUUAAAGUUCAAUUUAGAAAUUGAGAUACAAUUAUUUAAUGUAAAUUACAUCUGUUUGAAAGUGAAACCAGGUUUUAUUUUUUUUUUUAUUUUUUUCAUGCAGGCUCUGUCAAUCAUAGCCAGGGGAGGUGUGGCUAAGGCUGCAUAAACCGAAACAAAGUGACUUAACUCCUAAAUUGCAGUGAAAUAGCAGGGGAAUGAUCUAUACACUAAAAUUACUUUAUUUAGCUAAAGUAAUUUAGGUGACUAUAGUGGUCCUUUAAGUUUUCAUUAAAAAGCUACAAAAUAAUCAUACACAUGGGGAAAAUGCUACCUACAAGUUUGCAAACUUUACACUGUAGACCAUUAUUGGCACAUGCUGCCAAAGAUGGCGAUAAUCUCUGUAUCACUAGCCAGUAGAGAAGAGUUUUUGGCAAAACUAAUGUCCUCAUGGGCAUCAGAUACCAGCAUGCUUGUGCAGUCAGUGGUCAUCUGGACACCCCUUCUGUCCAGCAGAGAAUUAUCAGGCUGGUUUGGGGGGAAUGGAGGGGGAUAACACACAGAAAGGGCUAUUCCAAUAAAAAUUAUAUUAAAAACAAAACAAAAAAGGUAUUUAGUUGGAGUAAUACUGUAUAAAAAAAAUAAAAAAAAAAUCACUAAUACUUGAAUAAUUUCACUUAUAUGUACUUUUGUGUAGUGUGGAUGGGAAGGCAUGCAUGUUCUUUGGCCCAAAUAAAAUUCAAGCUAACCUAGUUUUAAAACUCUAAAGUUUCAGCCAAUUUCCCGUAACAAGCUCCAGCUGGUUGGGGUUGCAUCAAUGUUCAUCGCUUCAAAAUACGAAGAAAUGUACUUCCCAGAGAUUUCAGACUUUGUAUACAUAACUGACAACACCUUCUCCAAAGCUCAAAUCAGACAAAUGGAAAUGCUGAUUCUCAAGGAGCUUAACUUUAACUUGGGAAGACCAAUACCACUACACUUCCUCAGGAGAGCAUCAAAAUGUAUCAAUGUGAGUACUUUUAGAGUAUUGGAGAAUCCAAUAACACUGCUCAGCAAACAUUACUAUUUCAGUGGCAGCCUUGUUAAAUGGUUUUGUGAUCAUUACAGGCUGAUGCAUUGAAUCACAAUCUGGCAAAAUACCUGAUGGAGCUCACCUUACUAGACUACGAUAUGGUCCAUUUUCAUCCAUCACUUGUAGCCUCUGCUGCACUUUGUCUUACACAAAAGAUUCUCAACUCUGGCACAUGGGUGAGUCCUUUAAUAUGAGAUUGCAUACCAAUACUAUUGUGCAGUGUUCAUGUGACCACUACAUGCUGGCAUAAUCUGUUAAAACCGAUUUCUCAAUCUCUCCACCUCUUGUAUUUGUGUGUAUUGUAUGUUCUCCACUAAUUGUACAGUGCCGCGGAAUCUGUUGGCACUUUAUAAAUACCAGUGAUAAAUGUUUUUACCACUGAGAUUGACGGUCACUAAAAUAACUUUGAUUUCUUACAGGAUCCCACACUGCAGUUUUACACCGGAUACACAAUUGAUGACCUGCUCCCUGUUAUGAAACAUAUUGCAAAGAAUGUAUUUAAACUGAGCCAUAGCUUGACCAAAUUUGUUGUAAGUAUCUAUGACCUUAAAACAAAUAUUUCUUCUGGGGCUAUGUAUAGGUUUUUGGAAAAUAUAAGUUGGUUGAAUCUGCAGUUGAGGAUAUGUUCUAUUUUUAGAAUAAGGGCUAGUAGCCCGUGGGAUAAGGUAUGAACCAACUCUUCCAUGGUGGAUCUGCAUCUCAAUGUGUAAUCCCUGAUGUUCCCCCACCCAGAAAAAUUAUGGUUGUGAUGAGAAUAUUCCAUAGUUCAGGGGUAGGCAACCUUUGGCACUCCAGAUGUUGUGGACUACCCCUCCCAGAAUGCAGUUACAGCCAUAAUGCCAGCAAAGCCUCAGGGGAGAUGGUGUCGAAGAUUGCCUACACUACACCAGGUGUAGGCAAACCAUAAGGUGCUAGGUAAAUGGAGGUGAAGAUUCUUCAGACAAGCAAAACCUAUUGAGUAUCACGAGGGGUGUAAAGCCUGUUGUAGAAACCCUUAAUAGGCUUUGUUUUGAUUGUAUGAAUUGUAGCAGAGCACCAAUACCUGGACUCUGUAUCUCCACUGGAUUAUUCCUCUAGCUGGAAAAGAGCGUUGUGUAGUGUUAUAGCCCUUUUUUCCCCCACACAUCAGACGAUACUUGAUGUUGGGACAAUGUCCCCUUUUAUACAGACCCCAGCAGGGGUCUCCAUUGACUGUAUAGGCAGUCCUUCCCUAACAUCUGUGUCGGAGACUAUUUAUUUAAUUAUUUGGCGAUUUAAACAAAUUAUCUGACACAGAAGCCAAAAAUACAAUAAUCCCCCAAAAAUUGAUAAAACAACCCUGAACCACCCACAUGUGACACAUUGCUGGACAGGUCUGAUCUGAGCACCUAUUCUGGCAAGAGUGCUCGAUUCAACAAAGAAUUGGGGAAACUUCACAGGUUCAAAGUCUUGAGCAGCAGUUUGAUAAAUCCUGCCUGAAAUUAGUUCCACAAGUUUAGUGCUAACAGUCGGUCAAUUUUAUGGGUACUCCUGUGAAGUGAAACAAGGAGGUUCCCCUGGCUUUCAGGGAGUGAUCAUUCCAUAGUGUCUGCUGUACCUCUCCCUCCAAUUGGCACUCUUUUAGACUAAGUGGAAGUGGGUAAAACUGUGAUGAAACUUGACUGGGAGGUGAUGCUGACCAUGGCCAAUCCAGCACUCCAUAUAACUACAGCCAGGUCCUGAUGGCUUGCUCUAGCUCCCUGAAACAUGCACAGUGUGGGAGUGUGCUUUGGUAUAGUACAGGGAGGGAAGGUAGGAAAAACCAGGGUUGGUGACAUAGUCCUUUGGGAACACUUUAGAAAACUAGCAAAAUGUUAUCAAAAUUACAAAUAAAUAGGGCCACUUCAGGUUUGUGUUCAAUAUUCUGGACUGGUUAAUGUCAGUCCUAUGCAAAAUGGUCAUCUGACGGCACUCGCCAAAUGCUGGCGCCAAUGGCAGCAUGGCUCAACUUCUUGGUGCUGCCCGAGUAUGGAACAGACAAGUCUUGGUGUUAAGUUUUAACUUUGGUGUGGACUACAUCAAAAAGGGUUACUCCAACCAGAACGUGUUUUAUGGAUUGGAGUAGCAUCUGGUGAUGCUGGGACAAAUUCUUGCACACUGUGCAUGAGGUGGUAAGAUAUAAUUUCAAUGACCAUUUGUUUUCAGCAAAGCUAACAAGUGUCAGUUCUCAGCAUAGCGAUAAAUUUAAACUUAUUUUCUGGGUUUUCCUGUAUAGUACAAGAUCCAAUAGUAAUCUGGUAUACCUUCAGGUUUUGGAUUUAAAAAAUGCAAAUCCUAUCUUGCAUAGCAGUCAUAUGUGAAAAAUGACUGUUAAAUCAGACACCAAAUGGUACCAACCAGAUUUGCUGUUGGUAAAUGAGUGGCAAAUAUGGCUAAAGUAAAAAAAAUUAAUGCACUUUGUAAAUCAAGGAAAAAUGUAACUUUUUACACCAACUGAAUACUGGAAAAAUUCUGAAACCUGAACGUUUCAGCUCCGCUAACUUAGAAUAAAAAGAUGGAACAGUAUUUUCUUGGCAGCCAAAUAACCUGUAGUUCACAAGGAAUACUACCUUCUGUUUUAUUGCUCUGCAGUUAUAUCACUGUGUUCUUUGUUUUUUCUUUUUAGUCUGUGAAGAACAAGUAUGCCAGUCAUAAAUGGCUGAAGGUCAGCGUCCUCCCACAGUUGUCUUCUCCGAUCAUUUCAGAACUUGCCGCCUCUCUGACCAAACUCUAAAGCUUUGUAGAGGAUGUCUUAAAUGGUUCACUUUACAUAAUUAUGUAGCUCAGCAUUGGUUUUAUUUACUAAAAACAGGCAUUGCAAGUUUGAGGGUAAAUAGAAUCGUUUAAUGUAUGAUGUAACAUUUCAAAGCAGUAAUUAACCUUGGCACCCGCAUGUUGGGAAAUUGCACUUCCAAUGACGCUAAAGCAGCCUUUAGGGUUUACAUCAAUUUUAAUCUUAAAUGCAAAAAAUGAAUCCUUAUGUUCUGUUUCUUGCAAAUAUCAAAUUUUACUUUCCGUUUGUUUCUGACAUUCAAAUUGUCCAUAGUCUUGGUGGAUGCAUGGUGCUUUUUACCAUGAAGUGCUUGGAUAGCUGCCAUCAGAGAGCAUCACCUAGGAGGCACACUGAAUAUACAAAUUACAAAGGCUACAAUGCAUGAAAUGGAUCAAUCUUAAUUCUAGUUUUUCUUAAAUUCUCAUUGUCACGAUCUACUUUAUUUGCUCUGUGGAGGCUUCUACAACCUCCAAGUAAAGAUCAGGCCAGAGAAGAAAGAGUUCUCCAAAGAUAACAUUAAAGCUAGUGAAAUGGCUUAAUAUGUACAUAAAAUUACAAAUGCAGAGCAUGCUAUGGCUUGUCAAAAAUAACUUGUUUCUGAAGGCUGCAUGUGACACUACCAUCUUAUGCCCUACAGUCAGGAAUUUCUGUGUAGUUGUCAGACGUGUGCUGUUUACGUGAUGUUGCCCUGCAGAUCAUCUCUAAACUCUUUAACUCUGAAUGAAAAGUGCUUGUACAUUUCCCAACUACUGCCAAGUACAUGUUUAGUUUUAUUGUAAAAUGUUUUUUUUAAUGUUAAACAAUGUCUUAUCCUUUGGGAAAUAAAGAUUAUUUUAUUCUAUGCUAUGAGUCUGUAUUUUAAUUUUUUUCUGUAGUUUGAAUUUUUAAAUAGGUCAUAGUGGCAUUAAUAAAAGUUUACAGAAAAUGGAAGGAAUCUCAGUACUUCAGUACCAGAUGCCUGCAAUCACCAUCUGUGUGCAAUUUUUAAAUCCUGCAGUUUACAACAAUGCAUUCAGGCUGACACCCCUUGGGGACAUCUUACAAAAGGUUUACCAAGUUAAAGGAACACGCCAUGUACUAGAACCACUGCAGCAUUCUAUAAUAGGCAUGGUAAAAGCAGAGCCCUGGCACUCCUUUACUGUAAAGUAAUAACCAUUUUAAAACACUUUGACUUCUUAACUGGGCUGGCUGGGUGUUGGGGGGGCCCCCCCCUCUGUCUCCUACAUCUGACAAGUGGAAAUUGUCUGAGCUAAGACCAGAUUAACAGAAGCUCCUAGGCAGGGACCUCGAGCUGACCUUUACCAGGCUCCACUCCCUGCCUCAACUACAUUCAACAAACCGUUACUUAUAAUAAAGGGUGCUAUUGUGCUUCUUGCACCAUAACCACUACAGUGUACUCUAGUGCUUAAAGUGUUCAUUUAAAAGGGGCACACAAGCUAAACUUGAAUCUUGUAGAUCCUGGGGGGAGGUGGAAGUUUCCUCCCAUGAGUUUGGCAAUUCGGAGCAUUGACUCUGGUUAGCAUGGCAACGCUCCAAGGAUCUUGCGGGAGAACUAACCUCUGCCUGCAGGGGACAUACAGUUUGUUUAUACAUUUAUUUUUUAACUUUUUGAAUUACCCAUAUUCCCCCAAUAUAUGGGCACUGCGCCCCCUGUCACAUAGAGCAUCCCACACCGCAAUAUGGGGAGUCUUUUAAAAAAAAAAGUGCCCACAUAGGAUGUCAGUGGCUGUAUGUGUGUCAGAGUAUGUAUAAUUAAGUGUCCGUGUGCGUACAUGCAGGGCCAGAUUAACAUAGGGGCUGAUGGAGCUGCAUGCCCAUGGAAUAGGCCUAAUGAUUUAAAAAAAAAAAAAAAUAUUUUUUACUCACUACUCUUAGGUUUGCCAGGUAUUUCUCAUGUAUUUCUUAUGGUUGCCAGGCAUUUCUCAGAAGUAUUUGAGGCUGGUGCCGGUACUGCAGUAAUAAACAGAUUAUUCUGCAAUACCAGCGCCGGCCAGUAGGAGUCUGUGUGGAGAGGCAGGGAUAAGAAGUUACAGCAUCUCCCUCCCUGCCUCUCUCUACUCACUGUUCCGCGGGGGAACAGCUCUGCACAGAUAGGCCAGACAGCAGCUGCGAGACUUGGGGAUGCUGGGAGACAUAGGGACACUGGGGAACAUGGGGCCCCUGAGACACUAGGGACACAGUGGCCCCUUGUCUCUGUGUCCCCAUGUCUCCCAGCCAGUGUCUCAGUGUCCCCAUGUCUCCCAAUGUCCCUGGUUUUUCUGUGUCCCCAUGUCCCUCUGUGUCCUUGGGGUCUGUGUCCCUAGUCUCCCAGUGUCUCAAGUGUCCCAAUGUCUCUAAGUGUCCUAGUGACAUCGGGAGACAUGGGGACACAGACUUUGAGGGACACUAGUAGACAUAGGGAUACAAACACUGGGCGACAUGGGGACACUGGGCGACUUUGAGACCUGGGAGACAUGGAGCACUCCCAGUGUCCUCAUGUCUUCCAGCAAGUGUCCCUAGUAUCCCCAUGUCUCCCAGUGUCCCUGGUGUCUAUCAAUGUCCAUAGUGUGCCAGUGUCUCAGUGUUUCCUAGUCUUCCAAAGUCCCCUAGUCUCUCAGUGUCCCCAGUAUAAAAGAAAAAAUUUCAGGCACUCACUGUGAUAGAUUUAAGCAAGUUUAUUGGACACUGCAGGUCUUUAUCAAGUCUCCAGUGUCCCCUAUGUAUCAGAGUGUCUCAGUGCCCCAUCUCUCCCAGUGUCCCUGGUGUCUGUCUGUAGUGUCUGUGUCCCCAUGUCUCAUAGUGCCCCCAAGUGUCCCAGUGUCCCCUAGUAUAAAAGAAAACAAUCUCAGGCAUUUACUGAGAUAGAUUUAAGCAGGGUUUUUGGACACCGCAAUGUUUUGACCUGUACCCAGGUCUUUAUCAAGUCUUCAGUGUCACCUAUAUAUCACAGUUUCCCCUAUGUAUCACAUUGUCUUAGUGCCCCAUGUCUCCCAGUGUCCCCUCGUGUCUCAAAGUCACCCAGUGUCCCCAAGAGUCUGUGUCCCCAGGUCUCCCAGUGUUCCUGAGUAUCUGUGUCCUCAGGACUCCAAGUGUCCCGAUGUCUCUCAAUGUCCCCUAGUGUCCUAGUGACAUGGGGACACUGGGAUACAUGGGGACACAGACACUAAGGGACUGGGAGACAUGGGGACACAGAAAUGCCAUCUUUUUUUGUGUAUGUUCGUCCUAGUUCUGGUUAUGUGAUUUGUGUCAGUGGCCCACCCUUUUACCCCAUCCAUAGACUUCCUGAUUUACUGGACACUGCUGUUAGGGGGUAUGGGUUUACUUGCAAGCGUGAGAUUAGCAUAGGGUAUGUGUUUUCUCAUAGCUGCAUCCUAUUAGUUUCCCUCCAGCACCAUCUCCAUCAGAUAGAUGAUUCUUAGGAUGUAGGACUGUUUUAGUGUUUUUGGUCAAUAAGGUUUUGUAAUUAGGCCCAUCAUAAUUGUCAGCACCAGGCCCAGUGGGCUCUUAAUCUGGCCCUGCGUAUAUGUCUAUCAGUGUGUAUAUGCAUAUGUGUCAGGGUGUGUAUCUGUGUCUCAGGAUAAGUUUGUGCAUGAGGAUGCGUGUCAGGGUAUGUAUCAGUUUAUUAGUAUGUGUCAGUUUACGUAUCUUUAAGUGGAUGUAUAGGUAUCUGUUGUGUCAUACGUACACUGACACACAUGCAGAUACGUAUACUGACAAACAUGCAGAGAUACAGACACAUAUAUACAUACACUGACACACUUAGAUACAUACCCUAUGUUUCUAUGUAUGUGUCAGAGUAUGUAUCGCUGUGCAGCUGCAUGUGUGUCAGUGUGUAUCUGUUUGUCAGGGUGUGUAUCUCUGUGUAUCUGCAUGUUUCUGUGUGUAUCUGUGUUUCACUGUAUUUGCAUGUGUGUCAGGUUGUGUAUGUAUGUGCAUCAUUGUGUCUGUAUGCCUGUGUAUCUGCAUGUAUGUUGGUGUUUGCAUCUGUGUAUCUGCAGGUGUGUGUAUUUGUAUCUAUAUGUGUGUCAGUGUUUGUGUAUCUGCAUGUGUGACAGUUUGUGUGUAUGGGGCAGAGGAGUAGCAGGGCUUGCCUAGGGCAGAGAGGAAACAGGGAGAGCCUGGGGCAGAGAUAAAGGGAAUAUGGGACAGAGAAAAAUGUAUAAAUUUGAAAUAAAUGCAACUUUUAAUUACAAACAUUUUGUUAAUGGGCUCUCACAGCUGGACUGGGUGUUCAUCCAUGCCAAACCUCCGUCUCCAGCCUCCAGGGUGGGCAUUGGCUGACUCAAGCAGACUGUCAAGGGGAUUUGCAUCACCCACCACUGCCCGGCUGCACAGCCCAAGGUCUAUGCCUCUAACUUUCAUUGUUUAACUGUUUUAUAUUUCUCUCUUGCUGUAGCCUUUAGUUCUUGUGCCCAUCAGCUCCAGAUUCCCUCACUAGAAAUAGUGGACAGCCACCAAUGGACGCUACGAAAUCAGACAUUAGCCACUAGAGAGCUUCACAAAAUUUUGCCUACAUAAACUACCCUGUUUGUAUACUCAGCGAUACACUCAAGCAUUUUAUGCAUUUCACUCUGCUUAGCAAUAAUGAUUUGAAUUUGAUCCCACUGACCGCAAGCUCCAUAUUGAGCAGAAUAAGGCUCUGCGGGUUACAUUGCUCUCCACUUCCUAACCUAUAUAACUCCCACUGGAUGAGCAACACACUGCCACUUUUCUUGUUUUAAUAUAUCAAUAUGUCAAUCUCAGAGCAAUACCAGUGUACACAUAAUACUGAUACAGAUGUAUCUAUCUUUCUAGCAAAGGUGUGCAACCCCAUGCUGCUCAGUACCAGAACUACCCCAUCUUGUUGGCUACAGCUAAGCGAUAACUGCCCACUAAUAAGUCUAACCGUAUUAUCUUUUUGCAUGGUUAAUCUUUAUUAUUAUCACUACUUAAUUAGUCUUCAGAUGAAAAGGCAUGUAUUACCCCAAAAAACAAGUGCAACGAUUCUUCACCUUAUCUGUUUACCUGCUGUCAUUAUGCAUCCUGUCAAAUGUCAAUAUAUAAGCCUGUACUUCUCACUGCACUCAAAAAAUAAAGAAUUUAAAAAAACAAACAAACAAAAACAACAUUUUGCUAAUGGGAGGGUUACAGUUUAUGGAAAUGGGCUGCCAAGGGGUACUCAAGUAAAAAAAAAGGUUGGGAACCACUGUUCUAGUGUGAUUCUCCCCCUCAAUCAUUGCAUAAAGUCAAAGGCGUGAUGCACACAAGUAAGUUUAUGUGGGAGCUCUGUGGAGGGAGGUCCGCAGUCCAUCAGGAACAAGAAGAAAUUGAGUUUCACAGGUGUCUCAAGGUAGGUUGAAGGCAAAAAUAUAUAUAUAUUUAUUGGAGAUCAAAAAGGACCAAAAAAAAAAAAAAAGAUAAGUUUCGGCCUAGAGGUUUUCUACGGGCUAUAUACAUGACUAAGGCCUCUAGGCAAAAACCUAAUUUUUUAAAAUGUAUUUUGGGGGGGGGGGGGCCUUCACCCUAUAUUGUGAUGCCUGUGGAACUCUAUCCCCUCACUCCUUGUUCACGUAAUGAUUUUUGACCACUUAAAACUACCCGUUAUAGCUAAAAUUUAUUGCAAUUGUGAUUCUGCUUUUAGUUCACUUAUGGACGUGUAUUUGCUGACUACUUCUAUAAGUUAAGCAUAGAGUAAGAGCCAGCAGAUGGGUUGCUGCAUGGAAUUUAUGAAUUAAGCCCAUUUUAAGCACUACAGUCUUAAAGUGGAACUGCCACUGUCAGGGCCGAUGCAAGGAUUUCUGCCGCCCUAGGCAAAGAUCCAUUUAGCUGCCCCCUCAUGUCACUCUCUCACACACACACACUCUCACUGACAUACAUACACACACACAGGCAGACACUCACUGACACAGACUCAGACAUCCAGCCUCCUUACCUCCCUGGGGUCUAGUGUGGUACAGCUCCUCACUCCUCAAGCGCGCUGUUUAGUAUGCCGGGGCCGGAAUGACGUCAUAUUCCGGCAUCACAGAGGGCGCGAAGGAGGAGUGGGAAGCUGCAAGAAGAGCCUCCUUUGCCACCUACCUGCCUCCUCUCCUCCGGCAUUCAUUGGCAGAACAGGCACCUGCCAUCAGGAUGCCUGCUCUGUCAUACUGAUUUAAGGACAGUUUCAGAGGACGCCCUGAGGUGGUCAUAUGGCCACCUCCUGGGCCCCCUGUGACAAAGCUUCUCCGAACGUCUGGAGGAUUGGCCAGGCGCUGAGGGAGGGCGGCUCUAGAGCCGCUUGCCCAGCGCUGCAGCUCAGGACAGAGGGAGCCCUUAACAGUGGCGCCGCCCCUGGCCACUGUCUAGGGCAGUAAUGGCUAACCUUGACAAUAUAAAUUGUUUCUGGACUACAUUUCCCAUGAUGCUCAGCUAGCUUUUAGACUCUAAAAGCUAGCUGAGCAUUAUGGGAAAUGUAGUCCAGAAACAAUUUAUGGUGUCAAGGUUAGCCAUCACUGGUCUUAGAGACUUUGCCAAACUGUUUCAAAGGUGAGAACUUGCCUCAACCUGUCCCUUGCGGAUGCUGCCAUCUUCCAGCCAGUCCUCUUCUCUACCAGGAGUAGAUGUCACUGCUGUAAUAUCACUAGUGUGCAAGAUCCUCCAAAGAUAAUGCAAAGUCCUUGCAGCUGUCUUCAUAUACAUCACGACUGGGUUGUAAUUACAGUGAAAUUUCAACCCUGACAAUAUGAGAAUUUCAUAAAUAUUCCAUCUAUUUCGGGGUGGGGUUGUAACAGUGCAGGUGAAAUAAAAUCUGUGACAGAAGCCCCUAUGCCAUGUCCUUUUGGAGAGGCUUGAAGGUCAGCCUCUUGCCCGCAAACUAUGGGACUAGUCCCAAGAGCCCUUGAAAGGGGCUUGUGACAGUAGCAUUUGAUAUAAAGCAACAAUGAAUCAUUUGUAUAACUCUGCAGUGCUCUCUGCUGCCUCAAUAUCUACAUAAUGCUGAUAUGCAAACUAGGGCAACCAAAAAAGUAUUUAAUUGUGUGUAUACAAACACACUAAAAAGCAUUUAAUAUAUAUGCUUUUUAGUGUGUUUGAAAAUGUUACUAAUAUAAAUAGUUAAUGUAUUAAUUAUAAUUGCUUGUUCUCUAUAUUUAUAUUUUAAAUGCUUGUCACGACAUGUUUAAGGAUGUCACCAAAGGCUAGCCCUUGUCCAAAAUAAAGCAUUGUGUGUUUGUUCCUUUUGUAACUGUGCGUCAUGGUUUGUUAUUUGGGGAUCCCAGUAACUGUCUUCAGACCUGUGGGCUGGCUGCUUGGUACCUGGAUCCUGGGAUAAGUCAAAAGAACUAGGCCUUAGAGCCACAACUGGUUUUGUAAAGGCAGUAGCUGUUCACAGUACAGGCAGAGAUGUGGAUACCUGCCUGGGAAAGGCAGAGGGGACGAUACCUGCCUGGAAGAAGAGAGCUGCAGCCUGGUUGGGUGGAAGAGUUCUUGAGACCACAGUAAAGCUUGUUGACGGAAUCUGAAGUGCUCCAGAAUCCCGUGUGGCAGCGCGGAAGCAGUCUUGGCCUAGGUACUCGGUAGGUGUACAGGAGCUCUGUCACACCAACUUACGUCGAACCUAAAAGUAGGAAGGAAAGGAAAGUAUAAAAGCAUUACAGUUUAAUUUAAGGUAUUAAAAUAAAAACCUGAAUUAUUUUUCUUUAUUUUGUAGAGACUGUAUUGAGAUCAAGCUGCCAGCACUACUCUAAGAGAGCAAAGGUGGUUGCCUUAGGACACGACAGUCUCUAAGGGCUUGUUUACAAUUUUGUCACUACGUCCUUCUUGCUAAUAUGCCUGUUGCAACUUUCAGCAAGUAGUGGCUGGUUAUCGACUACCAUAUUUCACAAGUAACUGUAGAGUAGUGGUGGCCGCUACUUAAAAUAAGUUGCUAUGUAAGAGUUAACAGCUUUUAUUAUCUAUGGGUGAUGCUACUCGGCAACUGUUUCCAACACUGUCUUUACUCCUUAAUGGUUUCUGCUAACCCUUAAAACUUACACAAAUACGGACUAAUUACUAAAGUGGACUGCAAAAUGCAUCUUUGUCUGUGUAGCCAAAACUCCUUAAUCCAGUAAUACCAUUAUUUGUCUUUUAUUUCUCUUCAAUGGGAUAUGUAGGUGAACGGUAAAGUGUUCCUCAAACCCAGUCCUGAAUAUGGCCAUUAGGUGUGGGGUAGGCAUGCACAUGAAUAAGGGGAACCUGGCACUGGUUCCUCUCCUUGCAUUUACCCAUGUGCAGUGGAAUUGACUACAUCAAUGGGGGAGUGGACAUGGCUUUUUUCACCCUCUGCUCCCACCUGUUGGUAGAGGGUGAAGGCUAUUCCGUUAUCCCCUUGCACCCAUUAGCAGUGGGUGGAGGGGCAAUAUAAUAAAUUGAGUAAAGGGCUUCAGCUGAUGUUCCCAGCCUAUCAGUGGUAUCUUGUUCCGAGGCUUCUUGAUUUAAACUUUGGACCAAGAAAGGAAGCAGAGGGGCAGAGCAAUAAGUGGUGUCCUCCAAAGGUUGGGGUUAAACAGUUCAUUAGUGGUUUAAUCCUUUAAGCUAAGAUGGCACCUGGGGCCUCAUUGCACCAUAACAACUUAAUUGCAAUGAAUUUAGUAUGAUGCCCAGUGUCCCUUAGUGGACUGAGUACAGGAUACAAAAUGCAGUAUCUUUCAUUUUGGUCCCCUUGUCCUAGCGCAGCAAUAGCGAACCUAUGGCACGCGUGCCACAGCUGGGACGCCAAGCCCUCUCUGUGUGCACGCACCUGUAGGCAGGCGCCUACUCUGCUUUUGUUUAGUUGGUGCGUGGUAUGCAGUGGCGGAUCCAGGUGGGGGCAACGGGGCAAUUGCCCACCCCCCCAUCCUCCUUUGCAGAGCUGUUAAGGAGGAAGGGGGGAAGGAGUCUCUCAGUCUUCUCCUCUGCAUCUGCCCCGAAUCCCGGCUUUUAGAGCGUUACCGUGGUUACCACGGCAACGUUCAAUUCCACGUGGUGCCGGGACCCGCGGGAAGUGCAUUCACCUGGCAAAGCCACAGAGGUGAAGAUUGAGACCCCUUACCAGGGAAUACAGUGCCACCGGAUCACCAGGGAAAAAAGCUGCGCCCUCCCUGGAGGCAGGUAAGAAACAGGGAGGAGGAAAACACUAAAAAAAAAAAAAAAAUACAUUAAAAUAUAAAAAAUUCAAAAAAUAUAUGACAUAAUAAAAUUAAAAAGAUGCUACCCUCUCAGACCCUGCAACACUCAACCCCAAUCAUAAACUUCAAAGUCUCUCUCACACUACACACACUGCACCCCUCACAACCACACACACUGCACCCCUCACAACCACACACUGCAGCCCUCACAAUCACAGUGCGUGUUGGCACUUUGAGGAAAACAAAAAGUUGGUUUGUAUAGCGGCUUGGGCACUCGGGCUCAAAAAUGUUCGCCAUCACUGUCCUAGCGGGUAAAUACAAUUCUAAACAAUAAACCCCUAUCAUUUAUGGUCAGGAGAAGGAAAAUAAAUUAAAAUGGUCAAAUAAAAUAUUGAAUCUGAGAAAAACUGAUUUCCUGAGAUCACCCUCACUAGACACAGACCAUUUUUUUGACUUUGCAAAAAUAUUUGUAAAUUAAAUGCAAAAUUGCAGUUUGAAAAUAUGGAUAAAAAAUAGUUGGGGUCAAAUUCAGAGAUCAUAUCAAGCUAUUCUAAAAACCAGAAAUGAGUCUACAAGUGGUGACUGUUCCAAAACGGACUAGUCCUCCCAGCUUGUAGAGAAUAACACCUUAGUAGACACUCCAGAAGUGUCGUGGAGCAUAACCCCUAUGCGUGAAACGAUAGGAACACUCCGACUACUGGAUAUAAAAUCCAGAUCGUAGAGUAUCAACUGGAAUUCAAAUUAAGAAUAAUGAAACGUUGAAAAUAAUAUAUCAAAAAUGAAAAAAAUACUGAAUUAGAAAAUAACAGUAUCUAACCGUGCUCCCACUUUGGAAGGUCAGAAGCAGAUAAAAAUACAAACUACCGCCAAUAAGCUCACCUCCAACUCCCUUGGCACUAUUAAUAACUGUCAAAAAAAUAUAUAAUUAUAUAUAUGUUCAGACUCCGGACUUUAAUAAUCCACAAGGUCUCUGUCUGUAACUAAAUAUAAAUGUGCAAAGACCAGGAGCCUUAUCAGGAACCAGAUCCCUCUGAACAACCCUCAAAAAUAUCAAUAGCUUAAAUAAUGAGUGUAGCAAAGAAAUAAUGGUAAUCAGUGCUACCUGAUUAAGCUAGGGGUAUCUGCGGACCAUAAGGGGUGAAUACAAAACUAGAAAUGUAUGGAGGUAAACCACCCAUACUGUAUAACUGCAAGUUAGAUAGUGUGUUUCAUACAGUGCUUAAAUGACACAGCGUAUCUAUUUGUCACUCAAAAGCAAUUAGGAGUUUAAACAUUUAACGAGUAUUGCGGACUUCGGCUAAAGAAUCCAAGCAUCACUGAAUAGCUUAGUCUCUCAAAGCCUUACCCCUCUUUAAACUUGCUAAAAAGCUGCAAUUAGUAGCUAGGAGUAAAGCUUAGACUACAAAAUCAGAGAAUCUUUACCAAGCUAACGUCACUCUAAAUAAACCCCACCAUUAUAUUGCAAAUGAUCGUGAGAUAUUCACCCCUAAAGACAGGUUCAGGAUUAGGAAGGAGGAAAAAGAUAAGCGAAAACUAUGACAUAUAAGUGUGCAGAACCAUACUUAGAUUGUUGGUUACCUGCACAAGGUGAUAGAGUGCUCAGUGAAAACUAGUGAAAUAAUAGAGAAAAACCCGACGCGCGUUUCGGUGCCACAAGAAUGCACCUUCGUCAGGGGGUAAAUCUGUACUGACCUAAUCAUCCCUUUUAUAUCCAAGGUGCCUUGCUGAAAUGAAAGUUUAAGCCAUUCGGUGAGUAGCCAUCCAUUUUCAGGCGCUCUCUGACAGAAUUAACUCUUUACAUCCCUAAUUCCAAGGGUGCCCAAAUCUAUCAUUUUACCAGUGAGUGACUAUGAAUCUUAUUGGAGGAAGGUGCUUUAUGCUUAUCUCACCGGAAUACUCCGGUUGUGAUCUACUACUUAUUUUGCUUGUGGACUCAUAAAAUUAUAUUAAGGAGCCUUUUUUUACUGGAAACGGGCUACUGUACAGCAAGGUGGACUGCAGCUGAUUAAAUGUCUGGCUCCCAAAAAUGUACUUGACAUCUCUUAAGUCCAAUAUACUGAUACUAGAGCAUUAUAUUCUGCUCACCUCCACCAUGCCUUAUAUGAAUAAUAGUCCAUGCUGAGCUCGCCUGGAUAUAAACAGAAUGAAUAUACCAGGCUGCCUGAGCUCUAAUGCCCCCAAUUAUAUUGGGGUGCCCACCAAAUUAAGGUUAUAUAUAUCUAUAAAAUCGCUAUUCAUGUCCCCAUGGCAGUGCUUCGCCAAGAACUACGUUCAGUAGUACCGCUAGCUAGUCACAAAAUCAACAGCAUCCAAUAAGUCGGUAUCCACCUGGUAUGCGUCUGCAUCAUAAAGCAGCCGAAAGCCAUGUAUAACACGAUCUCCUAGACAUAUAUAGUGGGAGGCUAUUCCGUACGGGUGCGGACAACGGACAGGAGGUGGUCAUGGGCAGAGCAGAGAGACCGAGAAGGGACAUACCUAUGUGAAGAUCUGUGAGGAGAUAUAAGAGGGGCUAGAGUUGUUCAGUGCUUUAUAGGUGUGAAUUAGUACCUUGAAUUGACUCCUAUGGAAUACAGGAAGCUAAUGUAAGGACUGGUAGAGGGGUUAGGUGUGAUAGAAGCGACUAGAGAGGAAAAUCAGUCUGGCAGCAGCGUUCAUUACGGACUGUAGCGGUGCAGUACAGCUUUUGGGAAAACCAAUCAGGAGAGGGUUACAAUAAUCCAUCCAGGAAAUUACUAGAGCAUGGACAAGCUCCUUGGUAGUAUCUGGUGGGGCGGAUGCGGGCUUCGUUUUUAAGAUGGAAUCUACAGGAUUUGGCAACAUGCUGGAUGUGAGGCUCAAAGGUGAGGCCAGAAUCAAGUAUGACGCCAAGACAGCGCACUUGCAAGGAUGGACUGAUGUGGAUACCACAAACUUGAAGGGAGAGCGAAAGAGGAGGAUCAGUAUCAGGAGGAGGAAAGACAAGGAGCUCAGUUUUAGAGAGAUUGAGUUUCAGAAAGCAGGAGGACAUCCAGUCAGAGAUGGAAGAAAGGCAAGCAGUGACACGGUGCAGGACGGCAGGGGAGAGGUCCGGGGAGGAGAGAUAUAACUGGGUGUCAUCAGCGUACAGGUGGUAGUGGAAUCCAAAAGAGGUAAUAAGUUUGCCAAGAGAGGCUGUAUAAAGAGAAAAUAGAAGGGGACCAAGGACAGAGCCUUGGGGGACUCCAACCGAGACAGGACGAGGGGAGAAGGUAUCAUUAGAAAAAGAGACACUGAAUGAGCGUUGGGAGAGAUAAGAGGAAAACCACGAGAGGACAGAGUAACAGAGACCGAGUGAUAGAAGAGUUUGAAGGAGAGCAUGAUCAACGGUGUCAAAGGCUGCAGAGAGUGGCCUUUGGAUUUAACUGCGAUUAGGUCGUUAGUAACUUUGAUAUGCAGACUAGACGCAGGGGAAGGCAUCCUUCGACACUGCAGAUGUUUUGGACUACACCUCCCACCAGGGCCAGCCUGGGAAAAAAAUUAGGCCCGGGCAUUUUUCAAUUAGAGCAGCCCCCCAAGAAGGAGGCGGGGCCAGAGAGGGUGUGUUUUGUCAUCACUAAUGACAAGUACACCCCCUCUGAAAGUGAGUAUGUUGGUUCAAUGCGCAGAGCCCCGCUGAAGAGCUCUAGCAUUAGAAAAAGGCCCUGUAUUUGUUCUGCGCAGCGCAAGCAAAUGUAAUAACAUGCUUGCGCUGUGUUUGCUUUUAAAUUGGCUCUGGUGUCUCCACAAGUGGGAUACCAGAGGACAAAAGGGCCAGGAAAGUGUAUGGUGCAUGUGUUUGGAGCCUGCUUGUGGGAUUGCGUGUGUGUAGAGUGUGGUGUGGUAUUGUGUAAAUAGGUCAAUUUUGUGGUGUAAUAUGUGUGGCUAGGGGAUGUAGCGAGUGUGUGCAUACGGGCAGUAGUGUGUGUGUAUAGGUGACGUAGUGUCACUUAUACACACACACUACUGUGUGUAGAGAGGGUGUGUUUAGAGAAUGUUGUAUGUGUUUGCUUACAAGGAAUGUAGUGUGUGUGUAGGUGGUGCAGUGUGUGUGUUAGAGAUCUAGUGUGUAAAGGACCCAGAGUGUGUAUAGAAGAUUGUGUGUGUGUAGAGGAUUAAGAGUGUAUAUAGGGUAAGGGAUCUAGCGUGUAUCUGGAGCGUAAUGUGUGUAGUGGUGCAGUGUGUGUGUGUAUAUAUAUAUAUAUAUAUAUAUAAUAUAUUUGGACGUAUUGUAUGUGUGAGGUGCGCAGCGUGUUUGUGUAAGAGGAGUGCUGUGUGUGAGGGUGUUUUUAUCUGCCGUCACAUUCUGGGUUUCUACUCCCGGACAUUUGCCCGCACCUCAAUUGAGGCUACUUUUUGGGGGAAUAUAUAUGUGCUGUAUAUGUGUGGGAGUGAGGGUGCCGUAAAAGGCCUGGGGGGUGCUGCUGUGUGUGUGUGCUCCAGCCUGUGUGUGCCCAAGCUGUGUGUGUCUGUGGGGUGCUGUGUGUGUGCACCAAAGCGUGUGUGUCCGAUGCUGCAAAAUCUGGGGGUGCACCAGCAAAGGUCGCGCUGUGUGUGUGUGUCCAAAGCGUGUGUGUCUGCUAGCGUCUGGGGCCGUGUCUGGGGAGGCUGUGUGUGUGUCUGGGUGCUGUGUGUGUGUCUGGGGGUGCUGUGUGUGUCUGGGGGGGCUGUUAGGGGAAUUAUUUUACUUUUUAUUUUAUUAAUAAUUAUAAUAUUAUAAUAAUUAAUAAUAAUAAUAAAAAAAAAUUAAGACCCCAUGUUGUCAUGCUUCCCUGGUGGUCCAGUGUUGAGAGUGAACUCCAGCCUGCAGGCUAGAGUUCACUCUCGCGAGAUCUGAGCGUUGCCGUGGUAAUCCCGCGAGAGGACCGGGCGGAGCUGCUGGUUAGAGCUCCGCCGGUUCUCUCUCCUCCCUCCCAACCCAGCCAGCGGCCGCCUGUAACUGCCUGUGGGCAGUUCUCCCCACCGGCCCAUAGAGGCACACAGCGGGGCCAGUGCUCGGGUAGCAGGGGCUGGCAGGGGAGAUCCUGUGAUUCCCCCUGCCGGCCUCGGCCCCACGGCCAUCGUGGCCCACCGGGCAUUUCCGAUGGCCAGUCCGGGCCUGCCUCCCACGAUGCCUUGCCAGCAUUAUAGCUGUAAGAGCAUUGUGGGAGAUGUAGUCCACAACAUCUGCAGUAUCGACGGUUACCUACCCCUGGACUAGAGUAACUAUUUAUAUCACAGCAGCAUAUUAAUUUAACCUUUUGCAAGCCACCAGGGUUACAAGAUCUUCCUUAGUUUCCUGUGCAGCCUGGGAGUAUGUAAACCCCACAGGAGAGAAAAAUAUGGAAUAUGGUAACUGAAUGAGACAGAUCCUUUGUUGGUGGAGUUUCCUCUUUGAUUUCUGAAUUUGCAUUAAAUGGUUACUGCAUCCAGAAACCAGGAUUGAUAUUAGCUGGCUAAUGGCGAAAAGCUGCACAUACAGACUCCAGGCACCAUGACCACUUCAAAUCAAAGCAGUGGUUAUGGUUGCAGGAGAAUCUCUAACUGCCAGGCAGCACCUUUCCUGUGCUUGCCAUCACCAUGUAAGAUGGCUGUGUGUCCAAACACAAUGGCUCUGUCUGCCCACAGUAGUAAUGGGUCCCUAAGGCCACUUCCGGGAGGAUGACGCGUUGCUACCCAUGAGCCUUUGCUCCUGAUCUCGGGUUAUUACCGCGAGAAAACCCGUGUUUUCCGUUAUUGUUUGUUUUAGUCGGCCCGUGAUACCGUUACACAUUGACGAGUAAUAACCGAAUAAUGUGCAGUUUCGUGAAUGACAUGCACCGUCCAAUCACCCGCACUCUCCCCGGGCGGCCAUCUUACCGCUGGGAGGACUAGCGCGGCUGCGGCUGCUCGGUUGCCAUGGCGACGGUCGGCCGCAGCAGCAGCAGCCAAUGAGCGCUUAGCAUGGCGCACCGCGCUGGCCAAUCAGCGUGCGAGGAGCGAUAUUUAAACCGUGGCCCUGCGUGCAGGGGAUAGAAGCGGCAGGUACUCUGAGAUCGCGGCCUACACCCAGCGCGGACAUUUUAACCCGGUUUUAUCGCCUGUUUUUACACUUUGUCCGGUUACUACAAUGGCAAUCCGUCGGGCUGGAGCUCUGGCUGUGAGUAUUGAGUGUGUGAUCCGCUAGCGGUAUGGUCUGUGUUUAUAUUAUAAUGUGUCUGUGUGUAUCUCAUGGAGUAUAUAUCGGGAGGGGGGGGGUUAAUGCACUGUUGGUGAGGCAGGCUCGCUUCUAAGGUUAGCGUACCUGAUGGUUUAGAGACUCUAACCAAAACAAGCUAAAAUUGUAUUAGUAAAAACUAGCCACUUGCUUCGCAUCCUCCAAGAUUAAUGUCCCCCCCUCCUCUCCUUUUCCAUUUGCUUUGUGAGGUGUAGGCUUAAACUUCCCUGAAGUGUGGUUAUAAUGUUACCGUCCUGCCCUUAAAGUGACACUAGUCACCAAAGCAGAAUGAGGCUGUCUGGGUGUGUAGCCUUCAUGCCUCUGCAGUCUUACUGCUCAAUCCUCUGCCAUUUAGGUGUUAAAAGACUUUGUGCUAGUCACACGUGAUCUGCUCUUCCUGUAGUCUCCUAAUGUUUAUACUAACUGUGUUUAUUGCAAAAUCUGUUACUGCUACCCCCUGCUCUGCUAAUGGCUUGCUAGACCCUGCAGUAGCCUCCUGUAUGUUAAAUUCAAAUUACAGAGCAGUAAUACUUCUAAAGCAAAUUACAUAGAAUGUGAUGGCUAAGAACAUCUCUGGCCAUCUAGUCUACUCAAACUUUCUAAAUUUCUCUAAUCCUUGGCCUUGUAUGCCUAUCCCAUACAUGUUCAAGCUCUCUCCCUGUGUUAAAGGGACACUAUACUCACCAGAACUACAGCUUAGUGUUUGCAUGUAAUGACUCUACUCACCAGAAAAGGCAGUGUUUACCUUGUCCCCUAAGGACACCAGGAGGGCACUCCUCAAAUGGCCACUGGAGGUGCUGUGCAGUAGGCAGCACUGCUUAAUUUUCAUCAUAUAGAUGCACUAAUUCAAUGCUUCUCUGAGGAGAUGCUGAUUUGCCAAAACAGUGUUUGGUCCUGCUCCUUGCUGAUUUUUGCCAAUCCAAUGCUUCCCUGUUGGACUAGCUAAUCAGUAAUUCUGAUAACACCAAGUGGGUGGGGCCAACACCAGCAGACCUGUGCAGUGCUGGAAAUAAGGUGGGGUUUUUUUUUUGUGUUUUUUUUUUAACUUAAGUGGACAAGCCACCUAAAUUGUGGGUUUUGCACUAUGGGGUCAGGAAUACAUGCUUAUUUCUCACCCUAUAGUAUUCCUUUAACCUCUACCACUUCAGCUGGAAGGCUAGUCCAUGCAUCCACUACUCUGUGUAAAGUAAUACUUCCUAAAAGUAUUCCUAAACCUUUGCCCUUUAAUUUAAGACUCCUCUUGUGGGUUUUCUUCUAAAUACACUCCUCCAACUGUGAUUCUCAUAUUUAAAUGUUUCUAUCAUAUCCCCCUGUCUCGUCUUUCCUCAAAGCUAUAUCUGUUAAGAUCCUUUAACCUUUCCUUGUAAGUUUUUAUACUACAAUCCAUUAACCAGUUUAGUAGCCCUUCUCUGAACGCUCUAAAGCAGGCUGGCCCUCCAGAUGUUGCUGAACUACAACUCCCAUGAUGCUCAGCCUCUCAUUCAUAUAAUCAUGGGAGUUUUAGUUCGGCAACAUCUAGAGGGCUGAAGUUUGGGGAAGCCUGCUCUAAAGUAGCAAUAUCCUGCUGGAGAUAUGGUCUCCAGUUCUGCAUACAAUAAUCCACGUGAGGGCUCACAAUUGCUGAUUGAGUGUGAAAUCCUUAUUUCCAUGCAGGCCGUAUCACUCACAGCCAGGGGAGGUGUAACUGGGCUGUAUAAAGCGAAACAAAAGCAACUUCACUCCUAAAUGGCAGUGAAAUGUCAUAGCAUGAUCUCUAACAUGUUUUGUUUACUAUAGUGUGCCUCUAUUUUGGCUUGUAAAAUAAAAUUUAUAAACACUACAUCUUUUAAAAUGUCUACCUUUAAAUGUGGUCUGACUGCAUAGUAGUGGCAUUCCUUGCCUUUUGGUUUCAGACCAGUUUACUGACAAUAACAGGGCAUUGUGCUACUGGAGAAAAAAUUAAACACCAGAGCAUGCACUGCAUGAUCAGACUCCCUCUUGUUCCCCCACCCCUGAUGCCUCGAGUAUUGGCCAGGAGAACUUAAAGGGACACUCUAAGCACCAGAACAACUACAGAUUAAUGGGGGAAAAACUGUCUGCAGGCUUAGAAUUGUAAAUGCUGCUGUUUACAUUGUCACAUAGGCACUAGAGGGAUUUCCUGGAGCGGUCCAGGAAACUUUGCACUGCUGAUGUUCAGUGUCUGCAUUAAGAUGUCAAAUGUAUCUAAGAAUAUGCUGACUGGUGCAAUGUUUGCUGUGUGCACACUAGCGCCAGUGCUUCCUCUAUGUGGAAGGAUUGAAAUGAUCUGUAAUAACAAUCAGGGAGACUGAGCUCCAGCUGGAGCAUCCAUUUAAAUGUAAAACUGUAAGUUAUAUAGCUAAUUUAUAGUCUGAGCCUGGAUCUCGCAACACCUGAAACAUCUAAAGUAUAACAAACUCGCUUAUAUUUCUCCUUGCUGUAGAAGUGGCUGUGUUUUACACAAGUUUUGUUGAAUUGUACUCAAUUUGCAUAUUGAGCAUUUAUCCUAGACCCAUAGGUAAAGGCCAUUAUGUGGCUAAUAACAGGCACCAAACUUUGGCAUUUCUCUGAAUCAUGUCAGUGACACAUGACAAUGUGCUACAGACUUAUGGCUUUUGUGCAUCAGCAACUUGCUUCUCUGGGCUGUAGUCACCAUGCCUCUGACUUUAAAGUGGCUCUGAUCUAAAUCCCUCUCCCCUAUUUUCUACUCUCUAUGAAGGGUAGAGCUUGCCUUAAGAUGUACCCAUCUUGUCAGUCUGUUUUGUCUUGUAUUAAGAGAAAUAUGUCAUAAGUCAUUCAGAAGAGAACAGUAGGAGCAAGGAACACGUGCAGUGAAAGAGCCACUUUAAGCAGUUCCUUGCCUAGCAUGCAAAACAUGCACCACAAGGCUAAUGGAAAAGUCAUCUGAAAAUGCCAACACAUCUGCUGUGACUGAAAAAACCUGUUUAGCCAUUUGAUAUCUAGACAUGUGUGAUGUUUGCUGCAGUGAAUUGACAUGCUUCAAUUUUAUUUUUCUUCUUCCCAGAUUUCCCAUGAAGCUGAUAAUGCUUUUGCAGGUGUAGUGAGGGCCAAAACACAGAUAAAUGGCAAAAGAGCAGCACUGGGAGAGAUCGGUAACAAGGUGACAGUGCGUGGAAAGCCAGCAGUCAAGGUAUGUUGCAUCUCAUCUUGGAGAGGAAAACUAACUUACCCUUGUUGAUGCUCUAAGUUUCUGGUUCUUGGUUUUUUUAAAUUCUGUCUAGACUUCGAAUGCUGUAGUGAAGACUUCAAGAUCUGUAACCACUAAAGUAGUGACUGUGAAGCCAAAGACUGCUCCUGUUAAACCAGCUGUAGUAGAAGCUCCCCCAAAAGUAAGACCUGUCUAAACUGUAUAGUAAGCAUGAUCAUGUGUGCCCAAUGUCCCACUGUUAAUCACUUAAUGCCUUACUAGGAAUGUUCUCCCAUCACUAUGGAUGUUUCCAUGAAGGAGGAGGAACUGUGUCAAGCAUUCUCUGCUGCUCUGAACAAGGUGGAGGAUAUUGAUGCAGAAGAUGGUGACAACCCACAGCUCUGCAGUGAAUAUGUGAUGGACAUCUACAACUACCUGAGACAACUGGAGGUAAACCAACUUAACACUGCUGAAUAAAAGCACUGGAAGCUCACCUAAACAACUCUUGUGAACUGCUGACCUCUAACUUGGUCACUUGCCUUUAAUCUGUCUGGGUUUCAAGCUGCAGUAAACAGAGCCCCACUGAUUUAACCAAUACCAGUGGUGAUGUUAAACUGCUGUUGGACUAGAUGUAUCUCUUGGUUACAGGAGUCCAAUGACAAUCUGGCUGCUCUUGCUUUAAGCCAUCACAAGUAAUACCCUAUGAUUUUAUAAUCUACACUUGGCAUCAGCUCAACUUAAGUCUUCAAUGACCACUGUCUGACAGCCUUACAAGGAAAGACAACUUUAGAUUAGUCUUGUCUUCAACUACCUGUAGAUGGCAAUUAUAUUCUAAAAGCCACCUUUUUAUAAAGCAUAGCUCAUGCAUGAUCGGUUUAGGGGAGUAAAGUAACUGACUGUAAUGUUCACAUUUCUAAUGGGUCUUUUCCACUGACACUAGAUCCAGCAGGCCAUACAUCCAAGGUACCUUGACGGCAAAGAGGUGAAUGAACGCAUGCGUUCAAUCUUGGUGGACUGGCUUGUCAGUGUUCACUGUAGAUUCCAGCUUCUUCAGGAGACCCUGUACAUGGGGAUUGCAAUCAUGGACCGCUUCUUACAAGUAAGACCCAUACUUUCAUGGAAAGUUGUCCAGAGCAAAAAGUGCUGAAACUAAAGGCUCUCACUUCUUUCAAGGUUCAGCCUGUGUCCCGAACCAAACUUCAGCUUGUUGGUGUGACCUCUCUCCUUGUGGCUUCCAAAUAUGAAGAAAUGUACUCGCCAGAGGUUGCUGAUUUUGUGUAUAUAACUGAUAAUGCCUAUACUACAUCUCAAAUCCGGGAAAUGGAAAUGAUUAUACUUCGAGAGCUUCGUUUUGACCUUGGGCGUCCUCUGCCUCUUCAUUUUCUGAGACGUGCCUCAAAAUCCUGUAGUGUAAGUUGACGUGCAUAAUCUCACUAUGUUUAAGACAAUUUGUCUAACUCAUCAGUACAACAGGUAACUCAACUUUGUAUCAGAACUACUAGAAUAGCCUAACUUGGAAGUGGCACUUGGCAUUUUUAUCUCUUCCUACAAGAGCAGAUUAAUGCUUGGGGCAAAAUCACUCCCACUCUGCAUGGACCCCUUAAUGAACUAUAGUUAUAACAUAGUCUAACAUUUAUAUGGCAUAUGUACCUGGUGACAGGUGUGAAUCGCAUGGGAGUGAAACUGGCAUUCCAGAACCCUAACAGUAUAGGGAAGAUCCCACAAUUGCAUAAAUAAAAUAGCUCUCUGCUCUGCACUCCUGCAACUGACAAGUCCUCAAUCAAACUAGGUACUGAUCACUCCAAUCAUUCACCUAGCCAUUAAGGCUUAAUAUCUAUAGUCUUUUAGUUGGCCUUGAACCAAAGGAAUGUUGACACUGUCUUUGCUGCCUCAUAACUUUCCCUGUGUAAAAGGGACAAGUCACAUUGAUAUCAAACUUCUUCUUUCUAGGCUGAUGCAGAGCAACACACACUUGCCAAAUACCUGAUGGAGCUUACACUAACUGACUAUGACAUGGUACACUUCCAUCCUUCAGGAAUAGCAGCUGCUGCCUUGUGCCUGUCCCAAAAAAUCCUUGGUCAAGGAAGCUGGGUAAGUGUUCAUGACUGCCAUUCCACUUAGUUGAAAUUGUAAAAUAUGCUAAACUCCACCACUGACUCCAAUUACUACCUUAAACUAUUGAAGAUAACAUCUUAAGUUAUCUCAAUCUCACUAGGAGCAAUGUUUUAGGCAAGAAAUCUAAACAUAAAGGCUACCACCCUUAUGUAUAACUAAACAUUGUAUAAAUCUCUUCCUUGGCAUCAACUUUUCUUGAUAAACAAUCACUUGUCUGAUUUAACAGUUCAUACCUACCAAACACCUGGUCUUGGCUCAAGUGGAACUUGCACUCUAACUGAAGUUGACUAUAUAUAGCCUGGCUUGCCUUAACUAUGUAAACUAAAACUCAUGUCUGCAAUAAGCCCCACAGAAUGCAAUGUUUAGUUCUCAACAUUUUAACUCUUCUUUCAUCCCCACUACUUCAGAGUCCUACCCAACAGCACUAUACAGGCUACACAGAAGAAGACUUGCAACUCAUAAUGCAGCACAUGGCUAAGAAUGUAGUUAAAGUAAACACCAACAAAACAAAGCAUGUGGUAAGUUGUCUGCUUUUUCUCAUACUCUUGUUGGACAAUGCAGAGUUUAAAAGUAAACUCCUCUAUCUACACAAUGGACACCAUGGCAGGACUAACACCCUAGAAUCCAACAGCCAAUGUAUAUGGCAAGUGUUCCAAUGCACUAACUAGAGUUACUGAUUCAUGUAACAUUGGAGUGUGGUGCUAGAUCAGAUUUAUCUAGAUGCCUGUAGAUCAAACUAAUAUGGGACACUUCUUAUACAGGCAAUAAGACUAACUCUGCUAAACUUCAAAGGCUGGAUCUACAGCAGAGGGAGUACAAGGAUUACCUUUUAAAUCCAGGUGACGUCUCAUCAGUUUAUACAGUAAACUCAAUCCUGAUUAAAAUGUUCCUGCUAAUAACAUCUCAGAUCAGCAAUUCAAACACCUGAGGAUUUGGGAAGGUUAGACAACCUUUAACAAUCCAGAUGUGAACUAGAUCUCCCUUAAUUUGCCAACUUUAUGGCUGGAUGCACUAUGGUGGACAGUCCACAACAUCUGUAGAUCAGGUGUAGGCAACCAUAGGUAUUAGAUGAUGGAUAGGUUUGCUUGUCUGGACUUAUAAAUGCUGUUUAACUUUGACACUCUACUCUCUUCAGGCUGUGCGGGACAAGUAUGCAAGCAGCAAACUAAUGAGGAUCAGCACCAUUCCUCAGCUAAUGUCUUCCCUCAUCACAAACCUUGCAAGUCAAGCUUCACACUAA